Messenger RNA from Coccinella septempunctata (seven-spotted ladybird), 1787 nucleotides. It is a transcript of the gene Cfp1, whose product is annotated as CXXC-type zinc finger protein 1. NCBI's taxonomy places the organism in Eukaryota, Metazoa, Arthropoda, Insecta, Coleoptera, Coccinellidae. The transcript is spliced from 7 exons. Gene Ontology annotation, biological process: positive regulation of DNA-templated transcription. The coding region runs from base 193 to 1647 and encodes 484 amino acids. Gene Ontology annotation, molecular function: DNA binding; zinc ion binding. The record is from RefSeq and is a predicted model, not a curated record. Gene Ontology annotation, cellular component: Set1C/COMPASS complex.
UUCACACAGUUCUAUGUUCUCAAAUGACAUUUCGAGGAAAACAUUUAUGAUCUGUGGUGGAAAAUAUCCACUAGAUAUUUUGAGAUUUUUCCCAUUUUUCCUACAAUUCUUACUGAUUUGGAAUAAUAAUCGAUAUCACGAUAGUGGAAGCAUAUUCUGGAAAUAAUUUUGACCAAAUAAAAACCCACCAUAAUGUCUAGAAAACGAGAUAUAACAAGAGAGGAAAUAGCCAAGCAGUUCGUGCUACCAGAGCGACAGUCCAAGAUUGACACACUCCUCCGGCAAGGCGUGCAAUACUGCAUUUGCAGGAGUUCCGACAGUUCUAGAUUCAUGAUAGGAUGUGACGCUUGCGAAGAAUGGUAUCAUGGAGAUUGUAUCGGUAUAUCUGGGAAGGAAGCUAAACUCAUCAAGCAGUAUUUUUGUGUGAGAUGCAUUGAGGAGGAUCCUACGCUGAAGACCAGGUGGAAAACCAAGAAAGAUGAAUCGGCUACUGCUACCACUAAUACGGAGGAAAGAAGAUCCAAAAAGAAGAAAGAAAGAUAUGAGAACAAGCCGGAUAAAAAGUUGAAGAGGUGUGGAGAUUGCAUGGGAUGUUAUAGGACGGAAGAUUGUGGAAGAUGCGAUGUUUGCACCAAGAAACAUAAACAUGGAAGCAGUAGGCAAAAGGAAAGAUGUAAACAGAGGAUCUGCAUAAAUUAUGGAGGAGGACGAAGAAAACGUAGGGACUCUAGUUCUGAUAGAGAAAUACCCCCAAAUGCACAUUUGAUGACUGAAUAUGCCAGGCAAUGCUAUGGUCCUAUGUGUAACAACAGUGCUAGGUUUGGUUCCAAGUAUUGCUCGGAUAGUUGUGGGAUUAAACUUGCAUCAAAUCGUAUCCUUCAAGUUUUACCUCAGAGGAUCCAACAGUGGGCACUUACACCCUGCGUUGCCGAAGAGAAGAAUAUUAAAGCUUUAGACCAGGUUAGAAAACAGAAAAACGAGGUGAGCCAUAUUUUACAAGAGCUAGACAACAGACACAAAGAACUCGAUGCUAUUGUUGAAAGGGCUAGAAAUGUUACUGUAGACGAGAAUUAUGAGCAUGAGCAAGAUGAGGAGGCUGAGAUGUCUAUGUAUUGUAUAACUUGUGGCCACGAAAUUCAUUCUAGAACAGCUAUCAAACACAUGGAGAAAUGUUUUAAUAAAUAUGAAUCACAAGCCUCGUUUGGAUCUGUUUACAAAACCAGGAUCGAAGGAAACAAUAUGUUCUGUGACUUUUACAAUAGUGCAAAUCAGACCUACUGUAAGAGGUUACGCGUAUUGUGUCCAGAGCAUUAUAAGGACCCUAAGGUCGGAGACGAUGAAGUCUGCGGCUGCCCACUUGUAACCAACGUGUUCAAUUUAACUGGCGACUUCUGUCGAGUGCCCAAAAAGUCUUGCAUAAAGCAUUUCGUCUGGGAGAAAUUGAGGAGGGCAGAGAUCGAUUUAGAAAGGGUUCGUCAGUGGCUUAAAAUGGAUGAGCUUCUAGAAAAAGAAAGGAAUAUCCGUGCUGCUCUGGCCAAUAGAUCAGGGGUGCUAGCUCUCAUGCUUCACUCAACAUAUAAUCAUGAAGUGAUGGAAAAGUUACAGCGGCAACAACAGGAGCAAAAUGCUGGAAAACAAGAAUGCUAAACGGGAAGAAUUUUUUCAUCAUUUUCAAUAUAAUGUAGAAAUCUACCUAAUGUAUAAAUGUUUCGUUAAUUUAAUUACACACUUUCCUUGCUUUAAAGCUGUUGAAUCAUUUCUAUUCGAGAAAUAAACGGAAAUUUUGA